Messenger RNA from Drosophila willistoni, 2772 nucleotides. It is a transcript of the gene Cul2, whose product is annotated as cullin-2. The record is from RefSeq and is a predicted model, not a curated record. Bases 281 to 2572 code for a protein of 763 amino acids. Gene Ontology annotation, cellular component: Cul2-RING ubiquitin ligase complex; SCF ubiquitin ligase complex. Gene Ontology annotation, biological process: protein ubiquitination; SCF-dependent proteasomal ubiquitin-dependent protein catabolic process. Gene Ontology annotation, molecular function: ubiquitin protein ligase binding. The transcript is spliced from 9 exons. Lineage: Eukaryota; Metazoa; Arthropoda; Insecta; Diptera; Drosophilidae.
AUUUUCGGAGCUAAAAAAAAAUUGCAACAAAAAACAAAUUUUCCAACGUUUUAAAUUAGUUUGUAGCGUAAUUAAGUAGCUUUGGUGAGUGUGAGAAGCUCUCAAACGUGACGACGACUGUCAGGGAAAGAGAGCACACAUAUAGAGUGUCAGAGAGCGAGACUGAGACAGAGUGAAAGGCAAGCCCACAGCGCCCGCACAGACACACACAAAGCCAGCCCUCAUCAUCCUCACAUUUGCCUCUUCACAUCUCAUUCAGCAUUGAGCCCCAAACCAGGAGAUGUCUCUCAAGCCGAAAAUAGUGGAAUUUGUGGAAGUCUGGCCACGGCUCCGUUGCAUAGCCGAAUCGGUGAUAACAUUGAGCAAAGUUGAACGCGCCGUUUGGAAUACCAGCUUUAGUGAUGUUUAUACGCUAUGCGUGGCACAACCGGAACCGAUGGCCGAUCGUCUAUAUAGCGAGACAAAGAUUUUCCUUGAAUCGCAUGUCCAGGAGAUGCUUAAUAAAAAGGUUUUAGCAGCAAAUGAUGCAGCUAAUGCCAAUUCAACAACAACAACAACUGCAACAGUUGGCAGCAAGCCGGAUUUGCUGCAACGUUACUAUACCACAUGGAUGGAAUAUAGUCAAGGCAUUAAAUAUCUACAUCAGCUGUACAUUUAUCUAAAUCAACAGCAUAUAAAGAAGCAAAAAAUAACAGAUACCGAAUCGUUUUAUGGCAAUCUGUCGAGCGAUGCCGCCGAACAAAUGGAAAUUGGUGAACUUGGCCUUGAUAUUUGGCGUUUAUAUAUGGUUGAAUAUCUGGCCACAGAGCUAGUGCGUCACAUAUUGGAGGGCAUUGCUGCUGAUCGUGCCAGUAAUGGUUCAUUGGACUCACAUCGUGUUCAGAUUAUAAAUGGAGUGAUACAUAGUUUUGUUGAAGUACAGGAUUAUAAGAAAACUGGUUCAUUGAAACUAUAUCAAGAGCUUUUCGAGGCACCCAUGCUGGAAGCUAGUGGUGACUAUUAUACGAAUGAGGCGAAUAAAUUAUUGCAACGUUGCAAUGUCUCACAAUAUAUGCAGGAAGUGAUCAAGAUACUGGAAUAUGAAAGUAAACGUGCACAAAAAUUCUUACAUGUUAGCUCACUGCCCAAAUUGCGUAAACAAUGUGAAGAGAAGUUUAUCAAUGAUCGUCUGGGUUUUAUAUAUUCGGAAUGUAAUGAAAUGGUUUCCGAGGAACGACGUCAAGAUCUACGUAAUAUGUAUAUUGUGCUUAAACCUAUACCCGAUAAUCUAAAGUCUGAGCUAAUACAAACCUUCCUUGAGCAUAUUAAGAACGAGGGUCUGCAAACGGUUGCCGCACUGAAAGGUGAAAAUAUACACAUAGCCUUUGUGGAGAACAUGCUGAAAGUGCAUCAAAAAUAUCAAGAGCUAAUUGCGGAUGUCUUUGAGAAUGAUUCAUUAUUUUUGAGUGCAUUGGAUAAGGCAUGCGCCAGUGUGAUCAAUCGUCGUCCUAGUGAGCGGCAGCCAUGUCGCAGCGCCGAAUUUGUGGCCAAAUACUGUGAUACUCUGUUAAAGAAAUCGAAAACCUGCGAAGCGGAAAUUGAUCAAAAAUUGACAAAUAACAUAACUAUAUUCAAAUAUAUCGAGGAUAAGGAUGUCUAUCAGAAGUUCUAUAGUCGAUUAUUGGCGAAACGUUUGAUACACGAACAGAGUCAGAGUAUGGAUGCCGAAGAGGGCAUGAUCAAUCGUUUAAAGCAAGCCUGCGGUUAUGAAUUCACCAAUAAACUUCAUCGUAUGUUUACGGAUAUUUCUGUAUCAACAGAUUUGAAUAAUAAGUUUAACAAUCAUUUGAAGGACAACAAUGUUGAUUUGGGCAUAAAUCUCUCGAUUAAGGUACUACAAGCUGGAGCUUGGCCUUUGGGCUCAACGCAAUUUAUAACAUUUGCGGUACCACAGGAAUUUGAAAAAUCUAUCAAAAUGUUUGAGGACUAUUAUCAUAAAUUAUUUAGCGGUCGAAAAUUAACCUGGCUGCAUCAUAUGUGCCAUGGUGAAUUGAAAUUAAGCCAUCUAAAAAAAUCAUACAUUGUGACCAUGCAGACCUAUCAAAUGGCCAUUAUGUUACUAUUCGAGACAUGCGACAGUUUGACAUGUCGUGAGAUACAAAAUACACUGGAAUUAAGCGAUGAAACAUUUCAAAAGCAUAUGCAGCCAAUGAUUGAGUCAAAGCUGUUGAGUGCCAGCUCUGAGAAUCUCUCCGGUGAGACGCGUAUCGAAUUGACUUUCGAUUAUACAAAUAAGAGGACGAAAUUUAAAAUUAGCUCAGCACUGCAAAAGGAUACGCCACAGGAGGUGGAGCACACAAUUAAUUCGGUUGAUGAAGAUCGAAAACUAUUUCUGCAAGCAGCCAUAGUGCGUAUAAUGAAGGCGCGCAAAGUCCUAAAACACAAUGCACUGAUACAGGAGGUCCUUUCAUUAUCAAAAGUCAGCUUUACGCCCAAUAUUGCGAUGAUUAAGAAAUGCGUGGAAUCGUUAAUUGAUAAACAAUAUAUAGAGCGUACGGCAAACUCGGGCGAUGAAUAUAGUUACAUGGCUUAGACUGCAUAUACAAACAAACAAACAAACAAACACACACCCAACAUACAUACACAAACACCCACACACACACACACACACACACACACACACACACAGAUGCAGAAUGAAUGGGCAGUUUCUUAGAGAUUAUCUUAGCCUACGAAAUCUAAGUAAAUUUAAAAAUCUUCAUCCCCCAAUAAUAAUUGUAAUAUCUAUUAAUA